This is a messenger RNA of Parnassius apollo (apollo), 3630 nucleotides long. The record is from the annotation of a GenBank genome assembly. NCBI's taxonomy places the organism in Eukaryota, Metazoa, Arthropoda, Insecta, Lepidoptera, Papilionidae.
AUGACGACUCCAGGAGGAUCGCAACCAUCACCAGCUGUACAAGAGUUUAAAAUACGAGUUCCAAAAAAUAUUAAGAAGAAAUAUCAUGUGAUGCGAUUUAAUGCUACUUUAAAUGUGGACUUUGCAAAAUGGACUCAUGUGAAAAUGGAAAGGGAGAACAAUAUAAAGGAGUUCAAAGGGAUAGAAGAAGAAAUGCCAAAAUUCGGUGCAGGCUCAGAGUAUGGGCGAGAUAUGCGUGAAGAGGCGCGGCGCAAAAAGUUUGGUAUUAUAUCAAGGAAAUACAAGCCAGAAGACCAGCCAUGGAUACUUAAAGUUGGUGGGAAGACUGGCAAAAAGUUUAAGGGCAUUCGCGAGGGCGGAGUUUCUGAGAACGCGGCAUACUAUGUGUUCACGCAUGCGGCAGAUGGCGCUAUUGAUGCCUACCCUUUGCAAGAAUGGUAUAAUUUCCAGCCUAUUCAGAGAUACAAAGCGCUGUCUGCGGAGGAAGCAGAACAGGAGUUUGGGAGACGGAACAAAGUAAUAAACUAUUUCUCUCUGAUGUUUCGCAAGCGGAUGCGCGGAGAAGACGGCGUCGACGACGGCGAGGAUCCCGACGAGAAGAAAACAAAGGGCUCCAAGGCAAAGAAAGACCUUAAGAUAUCUGACAUGGACGAGUGGAUCGACUCGGACGACGAUUCGUCGGGCUCCGAGCCCGGUGAGAAGGAAAACGAUAGUGACUCUGGGGUUAAGAAGAAAAAGGACAAAAAAGCGGCCACAACCAAAAAGAAGAAGAAAGUAGAAGAUGAGGCGUUCGAAGAGAGCGAUGAUGGUGACGAGGAGGGAAGGGAAAGAGACUACAUAUCGGAUUCAUCCGAAAGCGAGUCUGAUCAUGAGACUAAGGCAAACAAGGAGCUGAAAGGUGUCGCAGAGGAAGAUGCUCUCAGGAAGCUGUUGACAUCGGACGAGGACUCUGAAGAGGAACAAGAACAGAAACAAGAGUCGGAGCAAGAGGACGAGCCCACGAAAGAGGGCGAGGAGCGCGCCAGCAAGCUCACUAAGAAGAGCAAGAAGAAGCUAGAAGACGGCAAAAAAGAUUCAAGCAGCGACUUCAGCUCGGACUCCGACACCGACCCGGAGGGCAGCAACAAGAAGCCGAAGAAAAUCAAAAACAACGCCGACAAGAACGCCUCCACUGCAAACUCUUCAGCGCCGGGGUCAGCGAGCACGUCGCGUGCGGGCACUCCGCAGCCUGGCGGGGCUGGCGCGGGGGGCGGAGGCGCGGCGGCGGCAGUGGCGGCCGCGCACGCAUCCGGCUCGCAGCCGCCCGCCAAGCGCCACAAGCUCGACUCCUCCUACAUCGAGUGCGGCGUGACCGAGGAAGCGGUGCGUAGGUAUCUAGCCCGCAAGCCUAUGACUACGACGGAACUUCUCACCAAGUUCAAAUCCAAGCGGACCGGCGUCAGCAGCGAGCGCCUCGUGGAGACCAUGACGCAGAUCCUCAAGCGCAUCAAUCCUGUCAAGCAGAACAUCAACGGCAAGAUGUACCUUAGCAUUAAGCAAACUGAUUUAGGUAUUAAAAGGUCUUUUGUUUUCUCCUCAAGCAUUAUGGCAAAUAAUAAUAGAGGUCGUCGUUUGGUUGAAUUGUCACUUAAUACUGCCGAAGGUACUAAUUUACAAGCUAGAAAAGAAAGUUAUUCACAAGAUAGAGAUAAAAGUAGCACAUCAGGUUUAAAGCAGAAAAGGGCGAGCUCUUUAUAUACGGCAGUAGAAGUGGAACCUAAGAAUAUUCGGCGAAAUUCUAUUGAAACACGAUGCCCAAUAUUGCCAUUCCCACAUUCUGUUCAAAGUAAACAACAACUAUUCAAUCAGUCUCCAGUAUUUUGCACAUCUUCUAGUGGUGUAGUUAAAACUUGGUCUGUCGAAAAUGUGGAUACGACAGGAGGGAUAAUGGAGGCGGAUAACGAUAUAAAUUUAUCUGUGAAGGAAGCAAAAGGGGAAAAGCAGAACAGUCCAAGAGACAUAGGCGCGGCUUUAGAAAAUGUGAUUGCUCAUGUGGGCGAGUUUGGACUCUACCAGUGGAUGUUGUUCCUAUGCAUGUUACCCUUCGGUAUGGGGUGGGCCUUCGCAUAUUUCGGGCAGAUGUUUAUCACGGCCACGCCUCAAGAGCACUGGUGUCGUGUUCCCGAGUUAGAAGAUCUUAGUAUUGAACUCAGACGAAGUUUGUCGAUUCCCGGAGCAGCCGAUGGGGGAGAAUAUGACCAUUGUAUGAUGUACGAUGCAAAUUGGACGAGGGUACUCGAAACCCUGCUACCUCCAGAUCCAAGCACAAGUACCAUUCCGUGUCAAAACGGAUGGGAGUUUCUAUUUGAGGACAUACCGUAUUCUACUGUCGUUAACGAGAGGGAAUGGGUUUGUGAGAAAGCGAGCCAUGUACCGUGGUCACAGGCAAUCAAUUUCUUGGGCUCCAUCUUCGGUGGUAUCCUGUGCGGCACGUUAGCGGACAUUUACGGUCGACUUCCUGUGUUUAUUUUGGCAAACCUCCUCGGCUGUGUAGGCGGCGUGGCGACUAUGUUCACUAACAGCUUCUGGGAUUUCUCAAUCUGUCGGUUUAUUGUCGGCAUGGCUUGUGACGGUUGCUUCAUGAUUAUUUAUAUUCUUGUGAUGGAGUACGUAGGCAAUCGAUACCGCACCUUUGUGGCGAACAUGUCGAUAGCGCUGUACUUCGGCGGCGGCUGCUUGCUGUUGCCUUGGCUCGCUCUAUGGAUCAGCGAUUGGCGCUACCUGAUGCUGGCAACUUCUCUACCCAUGCUCAUGGCUGUGUUUACCCCGCUCGUAGUACCGGAAAGUGCCAGAUGGCUGGUGUCAAAAGGCAGAGUAGAUGACGCGGUAAAGCUGCUGAAAAAGUUCGAGAGAGUAAACAAAUCAAAAAUUCCACAGAAAGUAUUGGAUGAUUUUAUUUUGGUUGCGUUGACAACAAAAGAGAAGGAAGAGAAUCUGCGUGUAAUUCUGAAGACGCCGCCACUGCGCAAGAUGCUGGGCUUCUUGGUGAUAGUCUUUAUGGCGGUGGCGGUGAUUUUUGAUGGACUUAUCCGUAUGUCGGAGAACCUCGGUCUGGAUUUCUUUCUCACAUUCACCGUCACCUCGGCUACGGAGAUACCCUCGGUCGCUUUGCUGGUGGUAUUGUUGGAUAGAUUCGGCCGUCGAAUGCUUGUGUUUGCUCCGAUAAUAUUGUCGGGCGUUUUGGCUUUUAUAACAGCGUUUGUACCUCGUGGUGCGGUGAGUGUAUCUCUGGCGGUUGCCGCACGCUUUCUCACGAACAUGGCGUACGGCGCGGUGAUCCAGUGGACGCCGGAGCUCAUGCCGACUGCAGCCCGCGCCUCAGGCUCUUCCUUCGUGCACAUCAGCGCCUUCGGGGCCGUCAUGUUCACACCAUUCAUCGUCUACUCGGAACGAGCAUGGGAAGGGUUGCCACUCAUCAUAGUGUCAGUUGUUGCUUUUAUUGGGGGCGCAAUGGCGUUGUUGCUGCCGGAGACUGCGGGUUGCAGCAUGCCACAAAACAUGGAGGACUGCGAGGCUCUCGCAAAGGGUACAUCUCGCCAAAAGAAACAAGACAAUCCCGAGACUGCAGCCGAAGCUGUGGAGAGCAGGUGA